UUGAGGCUGAAAAUGCAUUGAAAAUCAGAAAAGUCAGUGGAGAAAACAGAUUCAAUCAGGGAGUGCAGGAGUGCAUGCUUUUUGUGUUGUAAAGUUCAAUUUCCCGAUUUCUGGAUACGAUCAUCAACGGUUUAUUGUUCACUCUUCAAAGCAGCAUCAACCACCCAAAAAUGGCAAAAGUAAUAACUCAGGAAACCUUCGACGAAGUGCUGAAAGAAAACAUAGUCGAAUUUUCGAUGUCCGUCGAGGAGGCUCGAGAUGAAACGGUCAAACAGUUCGAAGCUCAGGGAAUUCAUCUGGGGAACAUCAUCAGAGAUCUGAAUGUCAAUCCGGAAAGUGGGAUUCCGUUGCUUAAAGAAAGCGUUGAAUUCCUUCGGAGCCAGGCUACUGUCCAACUGGCGGGCGACAGAGACCUGAUAGCUCAACAUUUGGCCACCGUUACAACGGAAAGCAAAUUGAGCGUUCCCCAUCGUGUGUUGGCGUCCAAGCUAGGUGCAUACAACUUUAUUGUGGAAGUUCUGCAAAAGCGAUCCGAUCUGGAUAAGGAAAUGCUCGGCAAAUUACUUGCAGCUGCCAAUGCAAUUAUCAACAAACAACCGGAUAUAUUCGAUUUGCAAUCUUUGGACAUUGUUUCAAAAUUGCUGGUAACUGAAUCGGAAGUACCGAUAAUCUGCGAUUCGCUAAGAUGGCUACAGAAGGCUUGUAUAUUGCAUGAAUUGAAUCGACAAAUGAUCAUGGAAGAUCUAUCGAUGGUAAAGCAUUUUAAAACACUCGUAGAGCAUGAAGCCGGAGAUGUCAUCAAAAAUCUGUGCACUUUGUUCCGCUCACUUAUUUUGGACGAUGAUAUUCGAGUUGAAUUUGGCAAGGCACAUGAACAUGCGCGGACCCUUGCCACAGAAAUGCUUACUGAUAUCACAAAACUGUUGUUUAAGUUCAAAUCAGAGCCAGAUCUCAUCGGUGAACUUCUUCUGACGAUCGCAUCCCUCACGGUACGGAAUGAGUUUUGUCAAGUUGUGGAAGAUGCCGGUGGCCUAAAGUUUAUCUUGGACGCAAUGGUCGAGUUUCCAGAAUCGGUCAAAAUUCUUCGGGAAGCUUGUAAACUGUUGAAGGCCCUCGCUGGCAAUGAUACUGUUAAAAUCCACAUCAUCCAACACGGAGCGGCUCCACUCAUUGAAUCAGCGCUUAAUAGGCACAAAGACAACGAGACAUUCGCGCGUCACGCCUUGGCUUGCAUUACUACUCUAGCUCUAAGGGAGAAGGAAAAUAGUAAGGCUUUGUUCGAUACAGGCAUCUCGGAAACUAUCGUUCAAACGAUGAAGAUUCACGUUAGCAACAAACUGAUCCAGAGGAACGGUGCUUGGGCGAUUCGGAACAUGGUAUCCCGAAAUCGCGAUCAAUGUGAUACUUUUAUAAAUCAGGGAGCGGAAGAUGUGCUCAACAAAGCCUUGACUGAACAUCCGA
Messenger RNA from Uranotaenia lowii, 1461 nucleotides. RefSeq names its product armadillo repeat-containing protein 6 homolog. Gene Ontology annotation, biological process: hematopoietic progenitor cell differentiation. The transcript is spliced from 5 exons. The record is from RefSeq and is a predicted model, not a curated record. Gene Ontology annotation, molecular function: protein binding. The annotation marks the transcript as partial. NCBI's taxonomy places the organism in Eukaryota, Metazoa, Arthropoda, Insecta, Diptera, Culicidae.